CACACCCAGGACCAAAACCAUAACCACACCCAGGACCACAACCAUAAACACACCCACAUGCAGGGCCACAACCACAACUAUGGCUACAACCACACUCUGUGCCACACCCAAUGAUGCCUACCCUGGAGCCAAUGGGACAGUCAGCAGGCCCAGCUCAGGUGUGUCUGUCUCCGUCUGUGAGUCCAUUCGGCUUGUGUCUGUGGCGAACUCCACUUCAACUACAUCCUUACCAAGAUUCUCAAUGCCAGCCACCACAGGCACUCAACCCUCUGUGCAACCAACUGCCUCUGUGCAUCCAGCUGCCCCAGCGCAACUAGCUGCCCCUGUACCACAGGUGCCUGCGAAAACAGGAAGUCAAGCUACAAACCAUCCUUCAGACUCCACACAGGCAUCUCACCCUGCCAAGUCCGAAGCAUUCAUAGACCUGACAGAGGAGGAGGAGGAUGAUGAUGAUGAUGUUCAAGUUACUGGAGUGCUGAAGGCUCCGAUGGCUUUGAAGGCCUCAACAGCGUGUCAGCGAACCACAGCCACACAGCAAACAGCCACCUCCACUUCAGUUGGAACACAGGCCGUUUAUUGCUGUGUUUCAGUGAGGUCAUCUCUUGGUCAGACUUCAGCCGUUGGAUCUCCACACACUGUUCAUCAUUGCCCCGUGCAGGGCUCGCCAUCUAAAAGUGUUGCCUCAGCAACAACCACUUCUUCAUCUUCCACACCUUGCCUCAAGCCCUCUCCCCUUCCCCCUUUGCCUGUCCCACCUCAAACUAUCAGCCUGCCCCUAGAGGCAUCCAUCACCAGCACUCCACAGCAGCCUCUGCUCAAAAUAACCCGGGUUCCGAGCCAGAAUGACGGCAUCGUGCUCUCCUGGUCUGUGACUGAGGUAGACCAGAGCUGUGCUGCCGUGGACAGCUACCACCUAUAUGCCUACCACCAGGACCCCUCUGGCCACGCCGCCCCCGGCACACCCCCCCUACUCUGGAAGAAGAUAGGGGAGGUGAAGGCCUUGGCUCUGCCCAUGGCCUGUACACUCACACAGUUUGUCUCUGGCUCCAAGUACUAUUUUGCAGUCCGUGCCAGGGAUGUGUAUGGCCGCUUUGGACCAUUCUGUGUGCCUCAGUGCACUGACGUCUUAACGUCCCCUUCACCGAAAGCUCCAAUUUAACCACACGUUAAGAUUUAAGUUAAAAUGUGUUGUGUCAAGUUAAAACAAGAGGAGAAAUGUUGAUUCUGUAGAUUUUUUCUGUUAACCAGUCUGGCCAAAGUGAAAAGUUCAGUACAGCUGUUGGCAAAACUAAUUGCUCUAUUUUCAAAUGAAUGUGUUUGGUAUUUGUUUUAUCAGAAUUGUGCACUCAAAUCAUCUUUGAGCCAAGGUGUUAUCAUUGGAAUGUUACUGGGAAAUGUUUUUGCCCAUCUUAGUGAAAUCGUUUGGCCCCAUGUGACCACUGUCUGCCUGCCGUGUGUUUGACCACAUGGGAGCAGCAUUGUACCAAAAUGGUAUCUUUGACACAGGACGAGAGCAUUUGAAAAUCAACCUGAAAUGGCCUGAUUCCGUUUCUGAAAGAAAAUGGACAAAGUAUUCUUCUCCUUCUAGUUCCCUGAAGGCAUUUGAAAACUCUAACUUUUCAUUGCAAUUGUCAGUCUAACAUACUAUGAAGGACAGAAUGACCAUGUUAUUAUAUGGUAAUACACAGUCAUUUUUUUAUGGGCCUAAUAGUAAAGACAUGUUAUUUAAUGUUUUUUUAUUACCUUUUUAAUUUGGCAUGAACAGAACCAGUCGUCAUGUUUUUAUAUUGUCAAACAUAUCACUUCAAAAAGUAGGCUACCUGCGCAUGUUCGUCUACUCCAAAAUAAUUCCAGCAUCCAAACAGUGCACUCGCGCCAUCUGUUACGAAACACCAAAAAGUGUAAUGACAUUCUGCGAUUUUCAUUAGGUCUACACUCUUGUAGCCUGAAUAUAUUGAUGCAUCUUUGACAAAAUGACCAUUUUUUGUAGAAAGAAAAGUUGGGAUGCCUGAAAAGGGGCUGAGAUACUGGACUGUCCUGGGAUGACAAGUGCAGCCACAUGGAUAUAUUUUUUUAAACCAUGACCGGUGGGGGUGUUAGUUUAAUUUGGAAUAUGCAUUUAUUUUAAUAUUUACCUCUAGCAGUACAAAUAGCAUUUGAAAGAAAUAGUAGAAUUGUUCAUUUAGUAUUAUUUAGAGACCCCC
Molecule: messenger RNA, 2204 nt
Organism: Coregonus clupeaformis (lake whitefish)
Lineage: Eukaryota; Metazoa; Chordata; Actinopteri; Salmoniformes; Salmonidae
Product: activating transcription factor 7-interacting protein 1
Exons: 5
Coding region: 80-1159 (359 amino acids)
Biological process (GO): regulation of DNA-templated transcription
Cellular component (GO): transcription regulator complex; nucleus
Molecular function (GO): protein binding; transcription coregulator activity
Source: RefSeq, a predicted model, not a curated record